AUGGCGAAGGAACCCCUUACGAAAGAGCAGGCCUUGGGCUAUGAUGCCGCAAUGGUCUUCUGGAGGGUUAUCACCCAGAUAUUCUUUCGCGAAGUUCGGCCUCGCGGUGCUUUCAAUAUCCCAAGGGACGGCCCUGUCAUAUUUGUUGGUGCACCACACAAUAACCAGUUUCUAGAUCCGGUACUCCUCAGUCUGGAGGUCUACAAGGAAACCAACCGUCAUGUGCAAUUUCUUACCGCAGCGAAAAGUAUGCAGAGAAAAUGGGUCGGUUUUUUCUCGAGAAUGAUGGAGAGUAUUCCUGUUUCCCGUGCAGCAGAUUCUGCUUCCCCGGGCACUGGACGUGUACUCCUAUCUUCUGAAGAUCCGUGCCUGAUCAUCGGUGAAGGCACUAAAUUCCUUAGUGAAUUUACUCCCCGCAUGCAAAUAUUGCUCCCUAAAUCUGUCAACUCUGCAAUUGCUGAAGUCAGUGAAGUCAUUUCCGACACACAACUACGCGUAAAAAAGGAGUUUGGUGGUGAAAGUGGCAAAGGCACAGCGCGAAUUCGGGAGAAGCUCGCCGAAUUACAAGGGGAAGGUAUCAUCGGCCUGGAAUACAAGAAAUUGCCGUUCGUAGACCAGCAGGACAUGUAUCGACACGUUUAUCAAUGUCUUCAAGGAGGUGGAAGCAUUGGUAUUUUCCCUGAAGGUGGCAGUCACGACCGCACCGACUUGCUCCCGCUCAAAGCUGGAGUUUCUAUCAUGGCUCUGGGAGCCAUGGCAAACGACCCAAAUGUCCAAGUUAAGAUUGUCCCUGUUGGCUUGUCAUAUUUCCAUGCCCAUCGAUUCCGGUCACGAGCUGUAGUGGAAUUUGGUUCGGCUUUAGAUGUUCCUACGGAAUAUGUGGAAAUGUUUAAGCAAGGCGGCACCCAGAAGAGGGAGGCCGUGUCAAAGUUCCUUGAUCUUAUCUACAACGGCCUGAAGACAGUCACUAUUAGGGCGCCAGAUUAUGACACACUAAUGCUCAUCCAGGCAGUUAGACGAUUGUACAAAACACCCGGUCAACAUCUGACUUUAGGACAAGUAGUAGAACUAAACCGGAGACUUCUGGAAGGUUAUGUACAUUUCAAAGAUGAACCUCGAGUACAGAAAUUGCGAGAAGACGUCUUGAAGUACAAUCGCCUGGUUCGCGAUCUCGGCCUUCGAGACCACCAGGUCCCUCGGGCGCAGAAAGCCAGCUGGAAGACCUUAGGGUUGCUUACAUACCGCUUUUGCCUUCUCCUCAUCUGGACUAUCCUUGCUCUUCCCGGGACGAUUUUGAAUGGCCCUAUCCUUAUUUUGGCGUCUAUUAUCUCACGUCGGAAAGCAAAAGAGGCCCUUGCUGGUUCUGUCGUCAAAAUUGCAGGUCGUGACGUGUUGGCCACAUGGAAAAUCCUGAUUGCCCUGGGGGUUACCCCCGUUUUGUAUGCUCUGUAUGCGCUCAUGGCUACAAUUAUUGCGAUCCGUGCCAAAGCACCGCUCAAGUGGAAAAUUUUGACUCCUGUCCUGGUCAUUGUUGCCCUUCCAUUCAUGAACUACGCCGCCUUAAAGUUCGGUGAAGCCGGCAUGGAUGUUCUCAAAUCACUACCUCCCCUUAUUGUCGCCCUGAUACCAGGGCAACAACGCUCACUGGAUAAAUUGAAAGCCAUGCGUAUAGACCUGUCAAAUAAAGUUGCCUCUCUUAUCAACGAUUUUGGACCCAAGUUGUAUGAUGACUUUGAUCAGGCACGCAUACUCGUCCCCUCGGCAGCAGCACCUCCAUCCACAGGCGUUCCGGGACUCUGGAGACGAAAGAGCAGCACUGGUGCAGUUGAUGCUCAAGGUCUCGGUCUCACACACCCUAUGACUUGGAUCGAUGAACGCCUCUUCGGUUGGAGUCGGAGCGCGAGACGCGGAACUAGCGCCUGGGGAGGACAUGUGGACGAUCUCAGCAGAAUCAACACACCUGAUGAUUCAGACGAAGAAGAUACUGGCGAUUAUGACAAUGUCGUGGGUGUACUGGGGACAGAUGACCAACAUUUGGCAGCUGUGUACAAGUCACGCAGUCGACAAAGCUCAUUCGCUGAUCUUCAACGGCUGAGAAUGGCACCAAUGACGGCGCAAAAACCAACCCAAAGGGCAGGAGAUGAAGAUCCUGAGGCAGCUUCUCGACUAACACAUCGCACGAGAAGAGCAUCCCUCUCAGAUGGUGUUGCUGUGACCCGUAUUGCCGCGGUUGUCCGCAAAGAGCCGUUUGAGGAGGCUACACAAGAUUUGAAUGCGGAGAUUUCUCAUUCGAAAGAGAAUUAG
Psilocybe cubensis is the source of this 2304-nucleotide messenger RNA. Its product is annotated as putative acyltransferase. The transcript is spliced from 8 exons. NCBI's taxonomy places the organism in Eukaryota, Fungi, Basidiomycota, Agaricomycetes, Agaricales, Agrocybaceae. Gene Ontology annotation, cellular component: endoplasmic reticulum membrane. The record is from RefSeq and is a predicted model, not a curated record. Gene Ontology annotation, biological process: phospholipid biosynthetic process. Bases 1 to 2304 code for a protein of 767 amino acids. Gene Ontology annotation, molecular function: glycerone-phosphate O-acyltransferase activity; glycerol-3-phosphate O-acyltransferase activity.